Molecule: messenger RNA, 1842 nt
Organism: Knipowitschia caucasica
Lineage: Eukaryota; Metazoa; Chordata; Actinopteri; Gobiiformes; Gobiidae
Source: the annotation of a GenBank genome assembly
AUGUCACAGACAGAGGCCACAGACAGAGGCCACAGACAGAGGCCACGGACAGAUGUCACAGACAGAGGCCACGGACAGAUGUCACAGACAGAGGCCACAGACAGAGGCCACAGACAGAUGUCACAGACAGAGGCCACGGACAGAUGUCACAGACAGAGGCCACAGACAGAGGCCACAGACAGAUGUCACAGACAGAGGCCACAGACAGAGGCCACGGACAGAUGUCACAGACAGAGGCCACGGACAGAUGUCACAGACAGAGGCCACAGACAGAGGCCACAGACAGAUGUCACAGACAGAGGCCACGGACAGAUGUCACAGACAGAGGCCACAGACAGAGGCCACAGACAGAGGCCACAGACAGAGGCCACAGACAGAGGCCACAGACAGAUGUCACAGACAGAGGCCACAGACAGAGGCCACAGACAGAUGCUACAGACAGAGGCCACAGACAGAGGCCACAGACAGAUGCUACAGACAGAGGCCACAGACAGAGGCCACGGACAGAGGCCACGGACAGAGGCCACAGACAGAGGCCACAGACAGAGGCCACGGACAGAUGUCACAGACAGAGGCCACAGACAGAGGCCACAGACAGAGGCCACAGACAGAGGCCACAGACAGAGGCCACAGACAGAUGUCACAGACAGAGGCCACGGACAGAUGCCACAGACAGAGGCCACAGACAGAGGCCACAGACAGAGGCCACAGACAGAUGCUACAGACAGAGGCCACAGACAGAUGUCACAGACAGAGGCCACAGACAGAGGCCACGGACAGAUGCUACAGACAGAGGCCACAGACAGAUGUCACAGACAGAGGCCACAGACAGAGGCCACGGACAGAUGCUACGGACAGAGGCCACAGACAGAGGCCACAGACAGAGGCCACGGACAGAGGCCACGGACAGAUGCCACAGACAGAUGUCACAGACAGAGGCCACAGACAGAUGUCACGGACAGAUGCCACAGACAGAUGCUACAGACAGAGGCCACAGACAGAGGCCACAGACAGAUGUCACAGACAGAGGCCACGGACAGAUGCCACAGACAGAUGUCACAGACAGAGGCCACAGACAGAGGCCACGGACAGAUGCUACAGACAGAGGCCACAGACAGAGGCCACAGACAGAUGUCACAGACAGAGGCCACAGACAGAGGCCACGGACAGAGGCCACAGACAGAUGUCACAGACAGAGGCCACAGACAGAGGUCACAGACAGAGGACACAGACAGAUGUCACAGAAAGAGGCCACAGACAGAUGUCACAGACAGAGGACACAGACAGAUGUCACAGAAAGAGGCCACAGACAGAUGUCACAGACAGAGGACACAGACAGAGGCCACAGACAGAUGCCACAGACAGAUGUCACAGACAGAUGUCACAGACAGAUGUCACAGACAGAGGCCACAGACAGAUGUCACAGACAGAGGACACAGACAGAGGACACAGACAGAGGCCACAGACAGAUGCCACAGACAGAUGUCACAGACAGAGGACACAGACAGAUGCCACAGACAGAUGUCACAGACAGAGGCCACAGACAGAGGCCACAGACAGAGGACACAGACAGAGGACACAGACAGAGGCCACAGACAGAGGACACAGACAGAGGCCACAGACAGAGGCCACAGACAGAUGCCACAGACAGAUGUCACAGACAGAGGACACAGACAGAUGUCACAGACAGAGGACACAGACAGAUGUCACAGACAGAUGUCACAGACAGAGGACACAGACAGAUGCCACAGACAGAGGACACAGACCGAUGUCACAGACAGAGGACACAGACAGUGGUCGGAGACACGUCUGUACUCAACAAGAGCAGGAAAUAAAAACUGA